Molecule: messenger RNA, 2047 nt
Organism: Rotaria sordida
Lineage: Eukaryota; Metazoa; Rotifera; Eurotatoria; Philodinida; Philodinidae
Source: the annotation of a GenBank genome assembly
AUGUCUGAUGAAAUAAUAAGUUUUAUUUUGUAUUUUUUUAUUCUCCGAUUUCAAAGUCAUUUUACAUAUUCUUCUUCUUCUUCUUCUUCUUCUCCUAUUAUUCUUUAUCCAUCAUUUGAAAGUAUUGUUAAUCAAUUAUCAUUUAAUUCAACUUUACCAUUAUGUACACUAUUAACAUGUCAAAAAACUAAAACACAAGCUAAUUUUUCAACAAUAAAUGUAACCGAUGAAGAUUUAUUUAAAUUAGCAUCGUAUGAUAAAAUUUCACAAAAAAAAUCAUCUUUACAACGACCAUUUCUUAUUACUUCAACAGGUAUUUAUUAUGGUAAACGAAUAAAAUAUCGUAAUAAUCGUUAUAUUGAUCAAUUUCUUGGUAUUUAUUAUGCUGAAAUUCCUCGAUCACUUAAAAAACCAAUAAAAAAACGUUUUAAUUAUUCAUUACAAAGUGCAAUAAAAUAUGGUCCUUAUUGUAUGCAAUCGUUAUUAAUGACAGAAAAUCUUUCAUAUGGUUCAUUUGUAAUGCAAAAUAAUUUUAAUGAUAAUUGUCUUUCAUUAAAUAUCUAUCGAGCUGAUUUACGUUAUGGAGAAAAACGAAAAGCUAUUAUGUUAUUUUCACAUGGUGGUUCAAAUCAAAUAGGUGGUGGUUCAUUAUUUGAUGGUAGUAUUCUAGCAAUUGAAGGUGAUAUUAUUGUUGUAACAAUGAAUUUUCGUUUAAACUAUCAUGGAUUUUUAUCUAGUGGAGAUGAUAGAAUUAAAGGUAAUUUUGGUCUUUGGGAUCAAUUAUUAGCUGUUGAAUGGAUCUAUGAAAAUGCUCAUUUAUUUGGUGGUGAUCCUGAACGAAUUGUUUUAGCUGGUCAUUCAGCUGGUGCUGGAAAUGUUAUGUUAAUUCCAGCUAGUCGAUAUUGUCGUGGUAUGAUUAAACGUAUUAUAUCACAAUCAGGAACUGGUUUAGCACCAUGGAGUAUAAAUCAUCAACCAAGAAAAUUAAUUGAACGUCUAUCACAUGAAUUUAAUUGUGAACAAUCAAAUGAAACAGAAAUGUUUCAAUGUAUUCUUAAAUUAUUACAAGAAAAUAAAGGAGAUUUUUAUCGUCUUCAUUUGAGUCUUAGCAUUGCUGAUGAUAAUCCAUAUCCUGUUAUUGAUAAUGAUUUUUUAAAUGAUACAAUUGAAAAUAUUAUACAAAGUGAUGUAUAUCGAAAUAUUGAUCUUUUAACAGGUGUUACAUUAAAUGAAGGUCUUUAUUUUGCUGAAUAUCAUAUUGGACAUUUUUAUAGUGAUUUAAAUAAUCAAUCAACAUCAAUUGGUAAACGACUUCAAACACGACAAAAACGUUUUAUUCAUCGUAAUUCAACAGGUAUUAUACCACCGGAUAUAAUUAAAACACAAGAUAAUCUAAAUGAUGAAAUUUAUGAUGAUGAUGAUGAUAUAGAAGAAAUUAAAUCUCAUAGAAAAACACAUGUUGAACAAGUAUGGAAUUAUGAUCCACAUAUAGUUCUUGAACAAUUUUCAAAAUUAGAUUAUGUUGAACGUUAUAUAAAUGCAAAUUUUCAAUUUGCAACAUGUUAUAUUGAUGAAAUUAAAAAACGAUAUGAAUAUCCGGGAAAAGAUAAUAUAACUAUGCGAUUAAAACUUUAUAUUGAUCUUGUUUCUGAUUUAAUGUUUAAUUUUCAUAUGGUUCAUUGUUUAAAUUUACGUUCACAAGUAUCAAAUCAAACAUCAUCAAAUUAUGCAUAUAUUUAUUCUCAUCGACCAACAUUUAAAGCACGAAGUUUAUUUCGUGAUCAUUUAAAAACAUUACCACAUGUUAUUGGACAUUUUGCUGAAUUAGAUUAUGUAUUUGGUGUUCCAUUGGCACGUGGUCAUCGUCAAAUACAUAGAAAUGUUAAUACAAGUUAUUAUAAUUAUUCGAAUGAUGAAGAAAAUUUUAGUCGACAAUUAAUUCGUUAUUGGACAAAUUUUAUUAAAACUGGAAAUCCAAAUAACGAUUCAUCAUCAAUAAUGAAUUCUAAUAUUGAAUGGAAAUCUUAUACAACAAAUGAACAUAAUU